CAUUCGAAAAACUAUUCCAAGUACAUUCUACAUAAUUAGCUUUUAGCAGAGAAAGACAAUGAAAUACCAAAUUGUUUUUUCAAUCUUCUUGUUGUUUUCUUCUAUUUACAUGUCAGAAUCACUGAAAUACACGUUAAUCAGCGAGCUUGACGUAGCAGCACCAGCAGACGAUGUAUGGGCUCUUAUCGCCUCUAAAGAUGCCCCUAAAACCUUUGAAAUGUUGCUCCCCGGUAUGUUCGAGAAAUUAGAAAUUAUUGAAGGUGAUGGUGGCGUUGGUACCGUUCUUCUUGUCGUAUAUCCUCCAGGAUCAGUACCACUAUCAAAUGAAGAAAAGUUUGUGACGAUCGAUAACCAUAGGCGUCUUAAGGAGAUAUUGCAAACCAAAGGAGGAUAUCUAGACAUGGGUGUAACAUUUUACAUGGAGAGUUUCCAAAUAUUUCCAAGAGGUUACGGCUCAUGUGUCUUCAAAUCCAUGGUCAGAUACGAGGUCCCUGACGGACUUGCUUCUAAUGUGUCUUCUCUCAUAAGUGUCGAAGGCCUUCUAACCAUGGCUAAAGCUGCUGCAAAAUAUGUUGUCGAUAAUAACAAAAUAAAGUCAAAUUAUUGAUUUCAUGCAUAUUUAAAAAUAAAUGUCGGUGAAAUUUCUAAAAAGGGAAAAUAAAAACCUCUAGGAGUAUGUAUUAUCUACUGCUUUGAGACGAUAAUUGUAUUACUGUUCUUUGUUUGA
Papaver somniferum (opium poppy) is the source of this 727-nucleotide messenger RNA. RefSeq names its product S-norcoclaurine synthase 2-like. NCBI's taxonomy places the organism in Eukaryota, Viridiplantae, Streptophyta, Magnoliopsida, Ranunculales, Papaveraceae. Gene Ontology annotation, biological process: abscisic acid-activated signaling pathway; defense response. Gene Ontology annotation, cellular component: nucleus; cytoplasm. The coding region runs from base 59 to 607 and encodes 182 amino acids. Gene Ontology annotation, molecular function: protein phosphatase inhibitor activity; signaling receptor activity; abscisic acid binding. The record is from RefSeq and is a predicted model, not a curated record. The transcript has 2 exons.